AGUCCCACAAAUGGGGUGACUGCUACAAAUUUAUGUUCUCUAAACAACCUUUGUUGAGAAUAAACCCCUCGACUCAAAUUUGUGGCCCGGUCCUACACCCCUGUACUAUCAAAAUGAAAGAUUCACGGCUUUCACAAACAGCCUCGACUUAACCUGAACUGGACUGGAGCUUGGAGCUGAACUCAAGUUGACCAAAUACUGUUUGGUCUUUCUAGAUUCUACAGCCAUCUGUCCCUGCCUGCCUUGUACAGUCCUGGUUUCUGAGUUGGUUAGCAGGACAGAGGGAUUACACACUUUGCUGGAGACAAUACACGGACUUCGACAGCAGCCAUGGUGGACGCAGCAGCAGCAGAGCAGUUCCUGGAUGCCAACCCACAGUUCGCCAAGCAAUACUAUGACAACAACUUCCGGCCUAAGGUCGUCUCAGACCUGCUGGACAACAACCGGAAGACCGCGGUGGAUGUCAGCAAGUUUCAUGAACUGACGUCGGUGGAGGAGAGCGAGAUCCUUUUCGACCUGAUACGGGACAUCCAGGACAACCUGCAGAUGGAGAAGUGUGUCUUCAACCUCAUGAGACACCUCAGCUUCAUGAUGAGGGCCGACCGCAUGAGCCUGUUCAUGUACCGCCAGAGGAACGGUGUGGCCGAGCUGGCAACCAGGUUAUUUAACGUCCAUAAAGAUGCAACAUAUGAUGAAUGUCUGGUGCAGCCCGACAGUGAGAUUGUGUACCCGUUGGAUAUGGGCAUUGUGGGCCACGUGGCGUCUACCAAGAAGAUGGUCAACAUUCCAAAUGUGUCAGAGAGCGCUCAUUUCAGUGACUUUGUGGACGAACUGACGGAGUAUAAGACCAAGAAUGUCCUCGCCAUACCUAUCAUGAACGGUAAAGAUAUGGUGGCCGUUAUGAUGGCCAUCAACAAGUUGGACGAGCCGCACUUCUCUGCCAAGGAUGAGGAGACCCUGAACAAGUACCUGAACUUUGCUAACCUGGUCCUGAGAGUUUUCCACCUGAGCUACCUGCACAACUGUGAGACCAGGAGGGGACAGGUUCUGCUGUGGUCGGCCAGCAAAGUGUUUGAAGAGCUGACAGACAUAGAGAGGCAGUUCCACAAGGCCUUGUACACAGUCAGAGCUUUCCUCAACUGUGACCGCUACUCUGUGGGUCUGCUGGACAUGACCAAGACAAAGGAGUUCUUUGAUCUGUGGCCCGUUCUGAUGGGAGAAGUUCCACCGUAUGAUGGACCCAAAACACCUGAUGGCAGGGAAAUCGUCUUCUACAAGAUCAUCGACUACAUUCUUCACGGCAAAGAGGACAUCAAAGUCAUACCGACUCCUCCUGCAGAUCACUGGGCGCUGAUCAGCGGUUUGCCGACCUAUGUAGCAGAGAGCGGACUGAUCUGUAACAUCAUGAACGCUGGUGAGGAUGAAUUUUUCCAAUUCCAGAAAGAGCCUCUGGACGACUCCGGCUGGACCAUUAAGAACGUCUUGUCUAUGCCAAUUGUCAACAAGAAAGAAGAGAUAGUGGGUGUGGCCACGUUCUAUAACAGGAAGGAUGGGAAACCCUUUGAUGAAAUGGACGAGACACUGAUGGAGUCUCUGACCCAGUUCCUGGGCUGGUCGGUGCUGAACACUGACACUUACGACAAGAUGAACAAGCUGGAGAACAGGAAGGACAUCUUCCAGGACAUGGUGAUGUACCACGUCAAGUGUCGCAAGGAUGAGAUCCAGAACAUUCUGAACACCAGAGAGAGAUGGGGAAAGGAACCGGAUGAGUGUGAGGAGGAGGAGCUCCAAGAGAUUCUGUCAGAAGUUUUGCCGGACGCCAGGAAAUCUGAGAUCUUAGAGUUUCACUUCUGCGACUUUGAACACAGUGAAAUGGACCUGGUGAAGUGCGGCAUCAGGAUGUACUAUGAACUGAAAGUGGUGGACAAGUUUCACGUUCCCAGAGAGGCCCUGGUGAGGUUCGUCUACUCACUCAGUAAAGGCUACAGAAGGAUCACCUACCACAACUGGAGACACGGAUUCAACGUCGGACAGACCAUGUUCACCCUGCUUAUGACAGGUGAUCUGAAGCGCUACUACACAGACCUGGAGUGUAUGGCCAUGGUGACCGCCGGCUUGUGUCACGAUAUCGACCACAGAGGAACCAACAACCUCUACCAGAUGAAGUCUGGUAAUCCUCUGGCAAAGCUUCAUGGCUCUUCAAUCCUGGAAAGACACCAUCUGGAGUUUGGCAAGACUCUGCUGAGAGAUGAAUCGCUGAACAUUUACCAGAAUCUGAACCGUCGUCAGCACGACCUCGUCAUCCACCUCAUGGACAUCGCCAUCAUCGCCACUGACCUGGCUCUCUACUUCAAGAAGAGGACGAUGUUCCAGAAGAUCGUGGACCAGUCCAAGACCUACGAGAACUGGAAUGACUGGACCAAGUACAUGAUGCUGGAGACCACGCGCAAAGAGAUUGUCAUGGCCAUGAUGAUGACCGCUUGUGACCUCUCUGCCAUCGCCAAACCAUGGGAGGUCCAGAGUAAGGUGGCGCUGUCUGUAGCAGCUGAGUUCUGGGAGCAGGGAGACCUGGAGAGGACAGUCCUGGAGCAACAGCCCAUUCCCAUGAUGGACAGAAACAAAGCAGAUGACCUACCGAAGCUGCAGUGUGGUUUCAUCGACUUUGUCUGCGCUUUCGUGUACAAGGAGUUCAGUCGUUUCCACGUGGAGAUCACCCCCAUGCUGGACCGCCUGUUGAACAACAGGAAGGAGUGGAACGCUCUGAAGGAGGUGCACGACGCCAAACUGGCUGCUAUCGAGGAGGCCAAGAAAGCCAAGGAGGAGGAAGCUGAGAAAGCUGCGGCCGCCAGACAAGGGAGUGCAGCUCAGUCACAGUCAAAGACGUGUUCUCUCAGCUAGAGAUGCAGCAGCAGGACCAGCUUGCUCGCUUACAAUGGUUGUGGUCCAGCGCUGGGUUUUCCUCAAAAAGAUCCUUCCUUCCUUUUUCAGUGUGAUGUUUGAUGUCACACUUAAAAGAUCCAGUUUAAUGAGAGUGCAUCUCUCACUUCAGAAUACCACAUAUAUUAUAUUGUCUCUUACGGCUGCAUUUAUUGAAAUCUGUUUUACUUUUUCCUGUGCUGCUUUCUUUCUUUCUUCACCGCUUCUCUCUGUUCAUCUUUUUACAUUUUAUUCAUGACUGAACUUGAUGAUUUGUUCAGGGGUUUGUGUGAGGCUCCAACAUUUGACAUUUAGAGUCAUUUUGAUGAUUAGGGUUGACACGGUUCGUUGCGUUUAGCAAGAUUUAAUGUCUGAGAAUCAAACCCAGAAGGCAAACAAUAAUAAAACAUGUGCAUUGUUAUCAGGAUAAUGUUAAUUUGGAAGCUUAUUGCAUUGGUUUUCAUUUUCAAAGCACCAACAAAAGUUUUCAAAAAUGUCACUGCAUACAAAUCAUUACCGUGCAAAACUAUAUAUUUAAAGAUAUUUAGCUGACUAAAUGUUUACUGUAAUGUGUUCUUCCUGAUGUCGAGGAAGGAGUUUAGUCUUUUGAAAGCUGAUUGUUUGCCCUGUUCUGACAUUAACUGAAACCAGCAGCUGCCUGGAAAGGUAUCAUUUUGAAAAUGUUGACCUGAAAGGCUCCAUUAACAGUCUAUGACGGGCUUUUUGUUCUUUUUAAAAGUAGCUAUGAUGACAGCUGGUGGUUAGUUAAUGUUAAAAGUGAAAAGUAACAAAACAAUAAUGUAUAAAAUAUUUAUAUAAUAUGUUUUGCUUGUGAAAUUAACCUCCAAAGGGCAUAUGAAAUCAUCUGAUAAGAACAAAUAAGAUUAAAAACAGAUUUGAACAAAAAACAAUGAAAAAAAAAAAGAGAGAAACAUUUAUCAUCUAUAUGUAUAAGAUAUAAUUUUAAAUUUGUGAACUUUGUGAUGUAGGUUUGGAACCAAACAGAGCUUUUGGUUUAACUCCUGGUGGGUCCUAACAUGGCAAGAAUAUGUUUGCAGGACCUUCAGUGUGAAGUUGUGAGGUUUUCUCACUUGUACCCCUUGUUGAAAAAGAUAUUUUGCAUAUUAUCCUGUGUAGCUGUAGCUGCUGAUGCUUUUUGACUUCUAUAAGAGAAGGAGACGGCUGGUGCAGUGAAACAUGAAACCCUGGUGUCUGUAUACCAACAAUCAACACUUAUUUUAUAUAUUUUGUUUGGGUCUCAUGAUAUCAGUUGUGUGGUUCAGUUCUGUUACAUUUAUGUCUGUAUGAACAACUGUGGGAUGAGAACUUGACUGGUGAAAUACCAGCCCGGUCUCUUCAAUCUGCAUACAAAUAACUCAACUUUAUACUUUAAGAUUGCAUGCAGUGCAUACACCAAAGUCCAAUUUUGCAUGCAGGUGAUAGGCUAAUCCUUCUCAGGGAAGUGACAUCAAUAUAAUGCGAAUUUCUUUUAUUUUAUAAGAUGAUUUUUAGGCUUGUUAGGAGGUAGAUGAUUUGUUGGUGAAAAGCAGUAGGAGAGCACUGUUCAAGACCGCAAACUGGAUAUCUUUAGCAUCACAUUGGGACAUUUUCACAGCGUUUUACUGUUUUAACCCAAAUCUUGACCUUUCUCUAACCCUAACCAAGCGGUGAGACGUGAAAAGGUUAAAAAUGCAGCGAUAAAUACGUGUUGCACCUGCACACAAAACUGGACUUUGGAAUUGAAAGUGUAAAGUUAUUUGUACACAGAUUGUGAGACCGGGUCGGUACAUGUAUGCCGCAGAUACCGAGGAAGAUUUGUAUAGUGCUAUUCAGUCAAUGGUCAUCGGCUGCUUAUUAUUUGUUGUACAGCGUUGACUUUGGUGUAUACUCUAUACCAAAGUAAAUUUUAUCACAACAUUGCUUCAUUUUGCAGAGAUUAGUAAAUAUGU
Thunnus maccoyii (southern bluefin tuna) is the source of this 4865-nucleotide messenger RNA. It is a transcript of the gene pde6a, whose product is annotated as phosphodiesterase 6A, cGMP-specific, rod, alpha. The coding region runs from base 331 to 2898 and encodes 855 amino acids. Gene Ontology annotation, biological process: signal transduction. Gene Ontology annotation, molecular function: 3',5'-cyclic-nucleotide phosphodiesterase activity; protein binding. The transcript has 26 exons. The record is from RefSeq and is a predicted model, not a curated record. Lineage: Eukaryota; Metazoa; Chordata; Actinopteri; Scombriformes; Scombridae.